AUGGUCGCGUCGGUACCUCCAGGACCAGGCCCAGUCCUCAGACGGUCCGCGUCCCCGAUUGUGACUUCCUUGCUUCAGACUCGACCUUUCGGCACCAGUCCCAUCUUCGAAAUGUUUUUCCGACAGCUGUUCGAUCGCGAGAGCUGCACGUACACGUACGUGCUGGCCGACCCGGAGACGAAGGAGGCGAUCAUCAUCGACCCCGUCAUACAGAUGGCCGAGAGGGAUGCCCAGCUCGUCAAGGAUCUUGGACUCACCCUCAAAUAUGCCUGCAAGUCGUCCGAUGAUUAUCCUAUCUUGAAUCACAUCAGUAUACAGAGUUUUUCGGGCGAAAUUCCAGCACGAAUUCGCGUUUCGACUACCGAUCUCGACCUUGAGACGUUUCUCUCCCCUGGCAUAGUGAACACGCACGUGCACGCGGACCACAUCACGGGGACGGGGAAGCUGAAGCACCUGCUGCCGGGGACCCAGAGCGUGCUGGCGGAGGCGAGCCGGGGCCAGGCGGACGUGAAGGUGAAGGCCGGCGACGAGAUCCGGUUCGGGAAGUACAAACUCCAGGUCCGGGCCACGCCGGGGCACACCAACGGUUGCCUCACGUACGUGAGCCACGACAAGGAGAUGGCAUUCACCGGAGAUGCCCUUCUGGUCCGGGGAUGCGGUCGAACCGACUUCCAAGAUAUAGUUUUUGUCCGGUAUGGCAUAAUGAUUCGUGCAUGUACGUUUUGGUUUGUAGGUCAGACGGCUACCACAGUUUCUGAGGAGAAGAAAUACAAUCCCAGACUGACCAAGACCAAGGAGGAAUUCAUCGAAAUCAUGAACAACCUCAAUCUGGCUUACCCAAAAAUGAUAGGUAAGGAUAUGUACGUCCUCCCCGUGUGCAUCAAAACAUUCUUCAACCAGACUACCUUGACAUUCCCUCAAGGUCACUUGUAA
Darwinula stevensoni is the source of this 933-nucleotide messenger RNA. NCBI's taxonomy places the organism in Eukaryota, Metazoa, Arthropoda, Ostracoda, Podocopida, Darwinulidae. The record is from the annotation of a GenBank genome assembly.